UGUGGAAGAGAUUUGUUUAAACAGCUAAGGUCCAAAGUGCCAAAAAGCAUCAUCAGGGUUCUAAUCCCACCCCUCUCCACGGAGCCUCCCACCUCCCAGGAAUUCCAAAAAUUUACUUAGUACAACCAGUUGGGCAAGAGAAAAGGCUACAGAGCGGACGAUACCGGGAAGCCUAGACCAGACCUUCAGUCAUCAUGGCUUCCCACCCAAACCUCUCACACCUUCUCCCUGCCGCCCGACUGCGUCAGCUCGCCCGAGAUUGGCUGCAAGAAGACGGCCCCAGCUUUGAUUACGGUGGCUAUGCCGUGGGCAACCAUCGUGUGUGUGCUGUGCUCUUCUGUAAAUCCCCCGGAGUCUUGGCUGGCUUCCCUUUCUUUGAUGCCAUCUUUGCCGAAGUCGGCUGCUCGGUGGAAUGGCUCCAAAGCGAAGGAACCUGGGUUGAACCUGUCACCCGAGUGGCUGAAGUCCACGGUCGUGCCAAUGACCUCUUGCUGGGUGAGCGAGUGGCUCUGAACUGUCUGGGACGCUGCAGUGGUGUUGCCACAUCAGCAGCAAAAGCUUGUCGGGCAGCACAGGAAGCCGGGUGGCAUGGAGAGGUCGCUGGGACAAGGAAGACCACCCCGGGGUUCCGUCUCCCAGAAAAAUAUGCACUUCUGGUCGGGGGAGCCUCCUGUCACCGUUACGAUCUGGGAAGCCUCAUCAUGUUGAAGGACAACCAUAUCUGGGCGUCUGGCAGUAUUACCCAAGCAGUUCACAAUGCCCGACGGGUCGGUGGGUUUGCCCUGAAAAUAGAAGUGGAGUGUGGCUCCUUAGAAGAAGCUCUCGAAGCAUCAGGGUGUGGUGCUGAUAUUAUCAUGCUGGACAACUUUGCUCCUGAGGACUUGCAUCCUAUAGCCAGCACCGUAAAGGCCUCAUUCCCCCGUGUGACAAUUGAAGCUAGUGGAGGAAUCACCGAGCAGAAUGUGAUCCGCUUUGUGGGGCCCAAUAUUGAUGUGAUUUCCCUGGGUUGCCUCACCCAAUCAGCCAAAGUGGUAGACUUCUCCCUCAAAAUCAGCCGGGAUCAGACUCCCAAGCCAUCACUGCGCAAUUUUGUUUUCUGAGGCGAGAUGGGACAGCCAACCAAGAUUUUCAUGAAAAUCUUUGGGAGAUGGGUAGUUGAACAGGUUUGAAGAGGUAACAGGGGCUGAGUUGCACCUGCUGCUUAUUAACUGUGUUGAUCUAGGAUGAUGGGAGUUGUACUCCAAAAUUUCUGGAAGACGGAAAAUUUUUGUACAGGUUUUGCUUGGCAAAACCUCCCUAGGGAUUUUUUUAAAGGAUUAUUUUCUUUCACAGGAUCAUUGGAACAGAACCAGCAUCAGGGUUGAAGGGAGGGCAACUAGGUUUGCUGUCAUAACUUCUUCAGCAUAUGUGAUUUUUGACAGCAAUAAAAUGUACGCCAUUCCCUUUCUACUUUCUCUGAAUCUGUGCCUUGCAUGCCUGCUGCAAUCAAUUUCACUAAGCUGGCCAAAUAAAUCUUUUUUUAAAAAAUUAGUUGCUCCAUUGUCAUUUGUCAAAGUUGUUGUGGCCAGCAACAUCAGCAUUGCUCGUCUUCCACCCCACAUUUGUCAUGCAUCUUUACAUAUGUCCAAUCUCUUGAGUUGUCCAACCCAAAUUGUGGUACUCUCUAUCUUCAUCACAUCUCACCUCUUAGUCUACUGCAUUCCUCAGCACUAUUAACACUUUCCAGAGCAAAUCACAACCAGGCUAACUGAAGGCUUCCUGGGAUUUUCUUCCAGACACAAUGAAUUUGAGCUUACUUUAGAAAGCCUCAAAUCUAAUUCUCUGAAAAAUCCCUCCAGUGGCUUUCUCCUCCUUGAAUUUGCGGCAACCUUUGUGAAACCAAGAUCAAUAAAUCAAUUUGCUCUGCUACUUAAAAAUCCUCAUUUUGCCAGUUUAUGAGCAUUAUAAGCAUGGAGAGAAAACUUCCUAUCACUUACCUUUGCUUUAAUUCCCCCUAAUAAGAAUAAUAUGUAAAGUUAGAAUAGAGCUACCACAAUCCAGAUGCCACUUGUGAUCAUCCUCACCCUUUUCUGCAUGUUUGGCUAAUUUUUGCAGCACCAAUCCAGUAGCCUGAGCUAGAAUUAUUCUGCAUCAGACUCCUUAUAAAAUAGGAUCCUCAGUUAAUUCAAAAGCCUGUAAAAUGAACCAUGUUUUCCUCUCAUUAUCUCACCCCAUUCCACCUGUCACAAAUAACUGAUUGAGAAGGAAGAGCCUGAGCGGAGAAGCAAUUUCAAUUUUUGUUCACCCCACUGCGCUGUUAGCUUUGAUUUCAAACCUUGCCAAUCAUUACCUUCCCCCUCUUGGUAGAUUAUCUGGGGGGGGGGGGAAUCCACAAUACUUUUUUUUUUUUAAAGACCUCUGGGUAAAAGGGCAUGAAUGGAUUUAGUGAACUAACAGUUAUGUCAACGUGAAACUCAGCACAUAGGGCAACCAGUCACUAAUAUAAGAGCAACAGACAACACAAGUAUUAAUGAAGCAUAAUAUGAUGUGCAGACUUCACCAAGGAUGUGGCUGGGAAAACACAAGAGGGUCCUAUAUGGGAGCCAGGAUAUUAAAAUAAAUGUAUAAGUGAAGCAAUAUUAGGCCUGCUACCUGAGUUUAAAAAUUUUGCUUGAUUAAUUAGGCUAUUUUAAUCAAAUAAUUCUUUAAAUUGAAUUAUAGAUUAAAAACAACUUAUUUUGAAUCCAGAAACAGACACUUUUCUUUUAGAUGUCUCUAGUACUAGCAACAUAAGAGGUGAUCUUGUCUCAUUUUUUUUCACAGAAGAAGGAAUGAUUUUUUAAGACUGUACUUGUUAUUAAGGAUAUGUCUCAAAACUAUUUUCUAACAAUUGUACCGGACACACUAAAAAAAACCCUGAGUUAAUUAAUUAACUAACCAUCGCAGCCCUAAACGAAAGAAAAACGAUCACAUUCAGAACCUGAAGCUAAAUUAGUUUUAAAAAUGGGAAUAGGGGCAUCAUUCGAAUUGGUGCUAACGUUCUGUGGCCUGAGCAAACAAGCAGACUGCGAAAACAAGGGCAUUAGAAACAGAGCUGUCCUCAUCUUUAUUAAGAUAUUUGAUGGAGUGAAGUCCCAGUUAGGUUAAGACUAGUCAUAGUGAAAAGGGUCAGUUUUGGGGGGGUAUAAUUUUUCUCCCCAUAAGAUAAUAAAUAACAGAUUGAGAUGUUUGUUGUUUGGUUACAAAAGUGUGGAUUAUCAGGGACCAGCAUAAAUGAAAUUCCCCAGCCUGGGGGUGUCUAGGUGGAUCUCCCCACAAAGCAAGGUU
Molecule: messenger RNA, 3306 nt
Organism: Crotalus tigris (Tiger rattlesnake)
Lineage: Eukaryota; Metazoa; Chordata; Lepidosauria; Squamata; Viperidae
Gene: QPRT
Product: quinolinate phosphoribosyltransferase
Exons: 4
Coding region: 195-1100 (301 amino acids)
Biological process (GO): NAD+ biosynthetic process; quinolinate catabolic process
Cellular component (GO): cytoplasm
Molecular function (GO): nicotinate-nucleotide diphosphorylase (carboxylating) activity
Source: RefSeq, a predicted model, not a curated record